Messenger RNA from Phasianus colchicus (ring-necked pheasant), 2856 nucleotides. It is a transcript of the gene PDE11A, whose product is annotated as phosphodiesterase 11A. Gene Ontology annotation, molecular function: 3',5'-cyclic-nucleotide phosphodiesterase activity; protein binding. Gene Ontology annotation, biological process: signal transduction. Lineage: Eukaryota; Metazoa; Chordata; Aves; Galliformes; Phasianidae. The record is from RefSeq and is a predicted model, not a curated record.
GACAGGGGGGGACGAAGAGAAGCGGCCCGGUUCGGCCGCGGGACAGCAGCGGCUCCCGUCGGGGCAUGGCCUGAAACGCCCCCCGCUCCCCGUACCAUGGCGGCCGACGGCGGCCUCGACGUGGCGGCGGUGGAAAGUUUCCUGGACAGGCACCCCGAGCUGGUGGAGAGGUGGCUGAAGAGGAGAAACUCGCUUCCCAAGGCGCCCGCCGGCGGACCGUCGGAGGAGCGGCGGGUCGGCGGCGGCUGGGGCGGCGCGGGCGGGCCCGGAGCCGGGGGGCUGCAGCGGAGGGCUUCCCAGAAGGAGCUGCGGAAGAGCUUCGCCCGCUCCAAGGCCAUCCACGUCAACCUCACCUACGACGAGCACGUGCACGCCCGGGCGCAGGAGCCGCUGAGCAGCGUGCGGCGGCGGGCGCUGCUGCGGAAAGCCAGCUCCUUGCCCCCCACCACCGCUCACAUCCUCAGCGCCCUGCUGGAGUCCCGCGUCAGCCUGCCCCAGUACCCGCCCCCGGCCCUGGACUACAAGCGCUACCUCAAGGAGCAUAACGAACGGCAGUUCUUCCUGGAGCUGGUCAAGGACAUCUCCAACGACCUGGACCUCACCAGCCUCAGCUACAAGAUCCUCAUCUUCGUCUGUCUCAUGGUGGACGCCGACCGUGGCUCGCUCUUCCUCGUGGAGGGGGCGGCCGCCGGCAAGAAGAGCCUGGUCUCCAAGUUCUUCGACGUGCACGCCGGCACCCCGCUGCUGCCCUGCGGCUCCACCGAGAAUAGCAGCGAGGUGCAGGUGCCCUGGGGCAAGGGCAUCAUCGGCUACGUGGCGGAGCACGGAGAGACGGUCAACAUCCCCGACGCCUACCAGGAUCGCCGCUUUAAUGAUGAGAUUGACAAACUGACUGGAUACAAGACAAAGUCACUUCUGUGCAUGCCCAUAAGAAACAGUGAUGGAGAGAUUAUUGGUGUGGCACAAGCAAUAAAUAAGACUCCUGGAGGUGCCCCAUUUUCUGAUGACGAUGAAAAAGUGAUGCAGAUGUACCUCCCAUUCUGUGGGAUUGCCAUAUCCAAUGCCCAGCUAUUUGCAGCUUCAAGGAAGGAAUAUGACAGAAGCAGGGCUUUACUGGAAGUAGUGAAUGACCUCUUCGAAGAACAGACUGACUUAGAGAAGAUUGUCAAGAAAAUUAUGCAUCGGGCCCAGACUCUACUCAAGUGUGAACGGUGUUCAGUAUUACUUCUGGAAGAUAUUGAAUCCCCAGUAGUGAAAUUUACAAAAUCCUUUGAGCUACUAUCUCCAAAAUGCAGUGCUGAUACUGAAAACAGUUUCAAAGAGGGUGUGGAGAAAUCACCAUCUUACUCUGACUGGCUAAUAAAUAACAGCAUAGCUGAACUUGUAGCUUCCACGGGUCUCCCGGUGAAUAUCAGUGAUGCCUAUCAGGAUCCUCGCUUUGAUGCUGAAGCUGACCAGAUCUCUGGCUUUCACAUAAGGUCUGUUCUCUGUGUUCCUAUAUGGAAUAGCAACCACCAAAUAAUCGGGGUAGCUCAAGUGUUGAACAGACUUGAUGGGAAGCCCUUUGAUGAUGCUGACCAGCGACUGUUCGAGGCCUUUGUUAUUUUCUGUGGUCUGGGUAUCAACAACACAAUUAUGUAUGACCAAGUGAAGAAAUCCUGGGCAAAACAGUCUGUGGCUCUUGAUGUUUUAUCUUAUCAUGCAACAUGUUCAAAGGCAGAAGUUGAUAAAUUUAAGGCAGCAAACAUCCCUCUGGUGUCAGAGCUUGGCAUUGAUGACAUCCAUUUUGAUGACUUCUCACUCGAUGUGGAUGCCAUGAUUACUGCAGCCCUGCGGAUGUUCAUGGAACUUGGAAUGGUUCAGAAAUUUAAAAUUGACUACGAGACGCUGUGUAGGUGGCUUUUGACAGUUAGGAAGAAUUAUCGAAUGGUUUUGUAUCACAACUGGAGACAUGCUUUCAACGUGUGCCAACUAAUGUUUGCCAUGUUAACUACAGCAGGAUUUCAAGAGAUUCUGACUGAAAUUGAAAUUUUAGCUUUGAUUGUGGGAUGCUUGUGUCACGACCUUGACCACAGGGGAACCAACAAUGCCUUCCAAGCCAAGAGCGGAUCAGCCUUAGCUCAGCUCUAUGGCACCUCUGCUACCUUGGAGCACCACCAUUUCAAUCAUGCUGUCAUGAUUCUCCAAAGUGAGGGUCACAACAUCUUUGCUAACUUGUCCUCUAAGGACUACAGUGACCUUAUGCAGCUUCUAAAGCAAUCGAUAUUGGCAACAGACCUCACUCUGUAUUUUGAGAGAAGGACAGAAUUCUUUGAACUUGUCAGUAAAGGUGGUUAUGAUUGGAAUGCUAAAAACCAUCGAGAAAUAUUUCGAUCAAUGCUAAUGACAGCCUGUGACCUUGGAGCUGUGACCAAACCGUGGGAGAUUUCAAGACAGGCAGCUGAGCUGGUAACCAGUGAGUUUUUUGAACAAGGAGAUAGAGAAAGAUCUGAACUGAAACUCAUUCCUUCAGCCAUUUUUGAUCGGAACAGGAAAGAUGAACUACCCAGGUUGCAGCUCGAGUGGAUUGAUAGCAUCUGCAUGCCAUUGUAUGAGUGUCUCGUGAAGCUGAAUGUGAAACUGAAGCCUAUGCUGGACUCUGUGGCAGUAAAUAGAGGUAAAUGGGAGGAGUUGCAUCAACAAAGACUUCCUUCUCAGGCAGCAUCUUCAUCCUCCUUUUCCUCUACCUUUACCAUGUCUCUCAAAGACAUAAAUUAAGCCUGCAACUGUCAGUGUCUAUUUAUGAUAAGAGCUGUCUGAAAGGAUUUCAAAAGCUUUGGCACACCAUUUUUUUUAAUUUUUUUUUUUUUUUUUUAA